GUGAAAUCGGUGGUAGAAUGAUGAACCUGACGCCUCUGCUGCUUCUGCUGCUUGUCGGCUCUCUGCAGCUGGUUUCUGGAUCUUCUUAUGCUCCUAAUGUGGGCCGCGGCAGCUGCUGUGACAAAACCACAAGAGUAAAGAUUCCUCUACACAGAAUCACAUCUUACAGCUGGACCAGCAGUGAUUGUCCCAGCAAAGCAGUGAUUUUCCAGACGAUUGUAGGAAACCAGAUUUGUGUGGAUCCUGAAGCUCCCUGGGUAAAGAAUCACACGAAAGCGGUGGAUCUUAAACAGAAAUCAUCAACAACCAGUGGAACCCCAAAAUCCAGCACCAGCGUUUAAACUGAGUGUAAUAUAACAGUUUAUAACAUGAAUGUAUUUAAUAUUUGUUGUAAAUCAGUGGAACAAAAUUCUUCAGUUCUGAUCAGUCUGUAAUCACGUCACUCUUUAUAUCGUCUUUAUUAAUAUA
Messenger RNA from Trichomycterus rosablanca, 468 nucleotides. Its product is annotated as monocyte chemotactic protein 1B-like. Gene Ontology annotation, cellular component: extracellular region. The coding region runs from base 18 to 341 and encodes 107 amino acids. Gene Ontology annotation, biological process: eosinophil chemotaxis; immune response. The transcript has 3 exons. The record is from RefSeq and is a predicted model, not a curated record. Lineage: Eukaryota; Metazoa; Chordata; Actinopteri; Siluriformes; Trichomycteridae. Gene Ontology annotation, molecular function: chemokine activity.